AUGGCUCCGGCUGGAAACAAAGAAAUGUCACAUGCCGUUUGGUGCCCCGACUCAGUUUGUCUACGAUUGGGGGGCAAUUACAAAGGAACGACUUGGCAACCUUGCUCAACCGGGGGACAGUGGAAUGGCAUCAUUGGGAAACUCAUCAACACCCAUGACACUACCUCCAAGACCUGUACCUCCCUGGCUCCACUGUUUCCUAUCCAAGGCAUGCUGACAAAGGUUUUCAUCCCCAAGUACUGCAAACAGGGUAAGGGCAAGUCCCUCCUCCAAUUCCUGCAUGCGAUUCAGUGCACACCAGCGGUCAAGAAACCUCCAAGUGAUAAGCCUGAACAACCAGCCAAACAGGAUGCGAACUCUCCAGAUGCUCCCUUGCUGCCACCUGCCGGUGCUCCAGCGUCUCAGGAACCGACACCAACCAACCAGAGAGUGACUGCUCCUCCAACCACAGUCCAGCCAACGCUCCUCACUCCAUCCACCAAGCGGUCUAGUCGCAAGGAGUCCAAGAAAAGUCAGUCCAAGAAACCUAUUGAGAAGCCUACGGAGACUUCCCCCACACCUCCCAAACCGCCUUCACCUGAAUCAACCUCUCCUACCCCACAGUCGGCAACCAACCCUCCUACCAAGUCUUCCGCUCGGGCAAAACUUUCUGCAUCUGAACAGGCCACCAUCACUGAAGCUUUCAAUAGAAGUGCAUGGCUUGCAGCAAUGGAUGCUGAACUGAACCAGGGCCCAGCCGGUCUCUUCCAAUUGAUCCUACCAGGCCCGAUUGAUGGCUUCUACGUGUUUGUGGUGCGCCAAAAGUUUGCCUCAUUGGCACAGGAGGUUCUCAAGAAAACCUGGCUGCCUUCCUUAUCUUGCACCUUGAGCUAUGGCAGGACCUAUAGAAAAAAGAAAACGAUAAACGAAAAGCACCAAAUCGAUCAGAACUUUGCAAACGGUCUUUGUAGCCUAAGUACUAGAGUCUACAUAGAAAUUGCUGAAGUUUUUAUCAAUUCAACGGCAUUUCACUGUUUUACAAUGGGGAAGUAUACAUCAUUGAAGGUUGUUUCAACGACUGCCAACAAGGCGGGCGGGUCCACAUUCAAAUCGGUUUCUGUCGCCAAAAAGAGCCGAAAGAAAAGAUUGGAAAAUCCAUCUGCAGUUGAUUUACGUCAACCUAAGGACUGUUGGGAUAUGACGAAAUAUGAGUUUUUACGUUCCAAAUACAAAGUUUUUGACACGUACGAUCGGACUUUGAUCGUGAUGUUGGGAUUCGACGCAAAUCUGCCGGACAAUCUAUAUCCACACGAAAAGGGAAAGACCCUAUACAAGUGGAAUAUUGAUGUUGUGUACAAUAUUAACGGUCCGUCCGCCGCUCAAGAAGCCCAUUUCAUACUAUUUUGGCGGGAGACCCAUCUUCUAAAAUCACACAUAGACCUAAAAUAA
Messenger RNA from Cylindrotheca closterium, 1428 nucleotides. The record is from the annotation of a GenBank genome assembly. NCBI's taxonomy places the organism in Eukaryota, Bacillariophyta, Bacillariophyceae, Bacillariales, Bacillariaceae.